Molecule: messenger RNA, 3776 nt
Organism: Apodemus sylvaticus (European woodmouse)
Lineage: Eukaryota; Metazoa; Chordata; Mammalia; Rodentia; Muridae
Gene: Rcc2
Product: regulator of chromosome condensation 2
Exons: 13
Coding region: 199-1761 (520 amino acids)
Source: RefSeq, a predicted model, not a curated record
GCGCUCGCUUGCCGCCCGGCCGCACAUGUGUUUCUGUUUUGUGUUGUAGCAUUUGUUCUGGAAGCUCGUAUUUACAUUUUAAGUGUAUCUGGUGAGUGGGCUGGAGCCCUCGUCCCGGCCGGGGAGAGAAGAAGCCUUCGACCCCGUCUUCCAGUCGCUUCCCUCCUCGUUUCUCAUCACUCCAACCAGCCCGCGACCAUGCCCAGGAAGAAGGGGGCGGCCUGGGAGGAGCCGAGUUCGGGCAACGGCACGGCGCGCGCCGGGCCCCGGCGGCGCGGCGGCCCCGCGGGCAGGAAGCGCGAGCGGCCCGAGCGCUGCAGCAGCAGCAGCGGCGGCGGCAGCAGCGGCGACGAGGACGGCCCGGAGCUGGACGGGGCCCCCGGCGGCGGCAAGCGCGCAGCCAGGCCGGCGACGGCGGGCAAGGCGUCCGGAGCGGCUGCGAUCAUCACGGAGCCCGAACACACGAAGGAGCGCGUCAAACUUGAAGGGUCUAAGUGCAAAGGGCAGCUUUUGAUUUUUGGAGCAACGAACUGGGACUUGAUUGGACGGAAGGAAGUGCCGAAACAGCAGGCUGCGUACCGCAACCUCGGUCAGAAUUUGUGGGGGCCUCAUAGGUAUGGGUGCCUGUCAGGAGUCCGGGUACGAACCGUGGUUUCGGGUUCGUGUGCUGCCCACAGCCUCCUCAUCACCACAGAAGGGAAGCUGUGGAGCUGGGGUCGGAAUGAGAAGGGCCAGCUGGGUCAUGGCGACACCAAGAGAGUGGAAGCCCCCAGACUCAUCGAGGCUCUCAGCCACGAGGCAAUCGUGCUGGCCGCGUGUGGACGCAACCACACCCUGGCCUUGACAGAUACUGGCUCCGUGUUCGCCUUCGGAGAGAACAAGAUGGGGCAGCUGGGCCUCGGGAACCAGACAGAUGCUGUCCCGAGUCCUGCUCAGAUUAUGUACAACGGGCAGCCAAUUACCAAGAUGGCCUGCGGAGCUGAAUUCAGCAUGCUGAUGGACUGUAAAGGAAACCUCUAUUCCUUUGGGUGCCCUGAAUACGGCCAGCUGGGACACAACUCGGAUGGGAAGUUCAUCGCCCGGGCACAGAGGAUAGAAUACGACUGCGAACUGGUGCCUCGGAGAGUGGCCAUCUUCAUCGAGAAGACCAAGGACGGCCAGAUCCUGCCUGUCCCCAACGUGGUGGUUCGGGAUGUGGCCUGUGGCGCCAACCACACACUGGUCCUGGACUCACAGAAGCGAGUGUUCUCCUGGGGAUUUGGUGGCUAUGGUCGGCUGGGCCACGCCGAGCAGAAGGAUGAGAUGGUCCCUCGCCUGGUGAAGCUCUUCGACUUCCCGGGGCGUGGUGCCACCCAGAUCUAUGCCGGCUAUACCUGCUCCUUCGCUGUCAGUGAAGUGGGUGGCCUGUUUUUCUGGGGGGCCACCAAUACCUCCCGGGAGUCCACCAUGUACCCGAAAGCCGUGCAGGACCUCUGUGGCUGGCGGAUCCGGAGCCUUGCCUGCGGGAAGAGCAGCAUCAUUGUAGCAGCCGACGAGAGUACCAUCAGCUGGGGCCCGUCGCCAACCUUCGGGGAAUUGGGGUAUGGGGACCACAAGCCCAAGUCUUCUACUGCGGCUCAGGAGGUGAAGACUCUGGAUGGCAUCUUCUCUGAACAGGUCGCCAUGGGCUACUCACACUCCUUGGUGAUAGCGCGGGAUGAGAGCGAGGCUGAGAGGGAGAAGCUGCAGAGGCUGCCCGAGUACACCCCACGCACCCUCUGAGCGGCCGCCCUCCGCGAGGCAGCCGUCCUUCCACGUGCACUGGGACCAGACGUCAGACAAGGAAUUUAGGAAGCAAAAGUUGGCAAGGGUGCAUCGGGUUAGCGCCCCUCCCUGAGGUUCCUUUUCCAAGUGAUUCAACAUUAACUACCUUUUCUGUAUGCUUUCUUUCCAAAGUGUUUUCCCUCAAUGUUUGAUUAAAACAUUUGCUCAUAGCCAGCUUGCCUUUCUGAGAUAGGCAGGAACUCUGAGCAGUUUAGGUUUUUUUUUUUAAGUUGUAUUUCUUUUCUCACCGCUCUUGAGCGCCCUUGCCCACCCGCCCAUUCCAGCCAUAAUUAGCAUUGUGAUCCGAGUGGGUGCCCUGUGGGAGAGGGAUCGCCGCUUUCCCAGACAAACGGCACCUCCAGGAACCAGCAGCCGCUAGGCAAGUCCCUGGUGGCCGGUGUCCACCCAGAUUCCUGCCUGCCUGCUUUGAGAAACCCGGUCCCUUGCCGUGGGCCCUCCCACCUGCCUCUGCCCCCUUCCCUCAUAGCUAUUGCUGGCUUGCUGUCUGCAGGGCCCGUGUGGGCCUUUGGGCUGAGGCGUUGGUAGAAGCAGCCAUCUUCCCCCUGGCGGGGCUUUGGGGUCUGUGUUAGCCGUUUGUAUCUACCUUAGUUCUCAAGUCCAAAUGAGACUAGGGACCAUGGGGGACGGGGUGGGCAGUUAGAGAUGGGUCAGCCAGCAGUCAAACGUGCCCUCAGUCCUCUGGCCCACCGUCGCCGCCGCCUGUGUGCUUUGCCUGUCUGCUCCUGCUGUCCCCUCUGCCUGGGAUGGCCGCCCCGCGCUGAGACUGGCCACUCCUGGCCUGGCCUCAGUGUUCUCUGACCGCUCGCGUCUGCUUGGCCCUGGUACCAAAUAGUUGGGAUUCUUGAUGAGCUCCCCUGCCCUGCGUGUGUGACAGUGCAGGUGCUGUGACUGUCACCACACCCCCAAGUGCCCUCUGCCCAGUCUGUCCUGGUAUUGACUUUGUGGCUGAGUUCCAAGGUGCCUUUCCCGGAUCCCCCUCGCUGGGCCCAAGCAUAGCGGCAGCUCGGGCCGGGGCCUUGGUUUCCAGAGGGUCUGGGCUGGUUUGACUGCUUUAACUAGGAUUAGUUCAGUGGUGCUCGGGGGAAGGGGGCAAGGACCGAAGUGUGAGGUGGGUGGAUGGGAAAGUCAAAUUCCGGUCUUGAGAUUUAUGGUUUUGCUUUUGCUGUUGUGACGCUUGCUACCAUCUCUGUGAUAAAAUGCCAAAAAAUGACCCAGUCUGUUGCUUUCCUCCGCCCCAGCGCUUCACAGCGGAUUCUGGCUUUGCAAGGUGUCUGUCUCGCUCGGCAAGUGCCGUGGCCUGCCGGGAAGGGUCCGAGUUCUCACCAUCCCCCAUAGUCAGUCCAGAGUCAAGCUUCUGUAGUUGCAGGGCUUCUGCAAAACUAACCUGCUUUGUCUAGGUCACCCCAGACCCCGCCCCUCAUCUCUCGUGCGGGACCGGAGCAGCCUCUGUUGGCCUCUUGUCCAGAGAGUGCUGUUCCAGGUCUGUUCCCUCUGUCCUGGAGGUCUGGAGUUAGUUGUGUGGUCACCAAGAGGAUUGAGGACACAGUAGCCGCCCUGAGCUGAGCUGGGCUCAUCUCCCAGGGAGCAAACCUGAAGCCAGCAGUCAGCCUCCCAGCUGGAGCCCUGCGGUGGGCGAGCCGGAAGUGUCUAUGGAGAGAGCCUUGUGCCCGGCCACAGCCCCCUCCCUUUAGGCAAAAAUUCUCACCUGAGCUUUCCCAUGGGAAACUCUGGAACAGGAGGAAGGUGGAAGGAGGCCUGGGUAGGAACCACUGGCUGCCCAGGGCUUCCUGAAAUCUUCUGGUCAUCAACAAAGGGUAACACAGGGGAGUUGGGGGAUGGUGGGGUUCGGUUGAAGGUGCCUGGUUUAGUGCUGUUAAUUGUCUUAUUUUUUUUUUUAUAUCUAUAUUUCUUGGAGUAAACAUUUUAAAUAAACGGCGUCGUUGUUUACUCUG